Molecule: messenger RNA, 453 nt
Organism: Fusarium subglutinans
Lineage: Eukaryota; Fungi; Ascomycota; Sordariomycetes; Hypocreales; Nectriaceae
Exons: 1
Coding region: 1-453 (150 amino acids)
Source: RefSeq, a predicted model, not a curated record
AUGUCUUCAGGUGUUCACUUCAGUUCCCUCCCCGAGCCUUCAGAGGUCGGCAAAAUAUGGCAAGAUCUUCAGGAUCUCAUCGACAAUCUGAAGAUUGAACUUAUGGAGCAAGAAGAAGAGUAUGCUGAACUCGCCACUGAAUUUGAUAGCGAGACUAAAGCUGGCAUCUCGGAUAAAGAAUUCCAGGCCCUGCGUUGCCGAGUUAGUGAGUGUUGGGAGCGUCUCCAGAUUACCAGACAGGAUCAGUUCUUUUACUUGAAGCAGCAGAGAAGGCUGGCUGAGGGUUGUUUGUCCCGAAUUGCUGAGAAGCUUGGGACUCUAAAUGUCGCUUCCAUGCUAAGCGCUAUCCAAGCGAGUCAGACGACCAAGGGCUACUAUGAGAAUCCCAUCCAGCCGCUGUUUGAGACUAUUACUGAGUCGCCUCAUGAGUAUAAGUCAGACUCGUGUCAAUGA